Messenger RNA from Trypanosoma grayi, 600 nucleotides. Its product is annotated as Tbingi protein. NCBI's taxonomy places the organism in Eukaryota, Euglenozoa, Kinetoplastea, Trypanosomatida, Trypanosomatidae. The record is from RefSeq and is a predicted model, not a curated record. The transcript has a single exon. Bases 1 to 600 code for a protein of 199 amino acids.
AUGUAUGGUAUAGAAGUAUGGUACUGGGACGCAUCAUCCACCUCGCGAACAACGCUUAAUGCCGGGCAGUACAAAGCCUGUAAAAUAAUCGCCGGCAUUCCCAAAGGUAGCCGCACAGAAGAUGCUUUACUUGAGGCCAACUUGCUGCCACUAAGUACGACGGUGCUCACCCGUAGCCUAAAAUAUUUGCUCUUGUGCGAAACGCGAGGCGGGGCUGUGCGUGAGGGCGCCAGAAUGGUUUACUCAGCCGACCACCCCGUAAGACAACUGUAUGCCACCAUCAUGGCGCAAUACCCAGAACUCCAUAUCGAAGCUAGAAUCCCUCCUCUGGCGCCCCUCACGCUGCGGUGGGCAUCCCGGGCCCUGUUUCACACAUCGCUUGAAGGUGUCACCGCGAAGGACCCGGACGAGGUCAAACUUCAAGCAUGCACCAGAUGGAUAGCCCGACGCUUCCGCCGGAAAGGUUCUACGCCACCUGGGCGCCUCCACUAUGAACUAUGGACGGAUGGCUCUGUCGAAAGCUGGCGCAGCAGCCAUGAUUUACCUCAACGGAGAGCCUAUUGCCCAAGCGGAAUCAGGUGCCGGACCAAUAGCGUGUAG